Brassica rapa (field mustard) is the source of this 4350-nucleotide messenger RNA. RefSeq lists its product as uncharacterized. NCBI's taxonomy places the organism in Eukaryota, Viridiplantae, Streptophyta, Magnoliopsida, Brassicales, Brassicaceae. The record is from RefSeq and is a predicted model, not a curated record.
GGUGACAUGUGGUAAACUUGAUUAAGUUUGAUUUGUGAUUGUAACUCAAAAAUGUUACCAAUCAUGCAUUAAAAUUAUUUUUUUGAUUUUAAGUUUGAUUUAACAUGUAUUGUACUUGAGGUAUCAUUUUGACUUAGAUCCUUUGUAAAAUUGCUAAAUCAAAACUUAAACCAACAUCAACCAAAUUUGCAUGUGUUAGAAGUUGAUUUACAAAUUUAAUUACUUUUCCUGUUUAAAAAAUAAAAAAGAAAAUAAUGAUUUUUGAAAACUUACGUUGCCAAGUUGAGUCCACCUAAUUUUGAACUCGUCAAAGAUUUUUAUAAUCUUUCUUGUUCCUAUUUUUUUGAAUUAUUCAAAAUUUUAACUAAUUAUUAAACAAAAUCUUAAGCGUUAAUAUGAUAUAAUAAUUCAAAAAAUACUAAUUAUAAAAUUAUAUAUAUAUGACCCUAAGUUAGUGUGGAUCACACACUUUCAAAACCUAAAAAGCUUAAGGUAUGUUUUCUUCUGUUUUCUUCUUUUGCUUGCAAAAGUUAUUUUCAUUUUUUACUUGCAAAAACUAAUAAGCUUGACGUCUGUGUUCUAUCUUCUUCUUCGUCUUUACUUCUAAAAGAUAUUUUUUUUUCUUGAAGAAACCAAUAAGCUUAUGUUCAGUUUUUCUGUCUUCUUCUUUAUGUGAAAAUCAUAUUUUCAUUUUUUUUACUUGCAUUAGCUUUAUAGAUCGUUUUAAAUAAUAGAGUACCUUUUUAUGUUUAUUAAUUUUUUUUUUUGGAUGAAGAUGUCUAAUAAUGAAAAUGUUGAUGAUGCUGGUGUUGGUGCUGAUGACGGCGGUGGAACUACACGUCGUAAGGUAAACUUUAUAAUUGAUAUGUCAAAAUUUUAACUUAUAUGAAGUUAUAGUAUUUUAAUAAUUUUAACAUAACUAUAGAAACAAAAACAAAUUAUAUGGGAAGAUGAGCAUGUUGGGGUAUUCUUGGAGCUUCUCGAUAUUGAGUUGGCUAAAAUUAGAUACAGACAAAAGUUACCGAAAGAGGUAGGGAGAGAGCGUAUUUGUAAAGAGUUUUUGGAGAAAACUGGUAUAAGCCUUUCUUGGGAGCCUUUCAAAAGCAAAUACGAUAUAUUGAAAAAUAUGUAUGGAUCGUAUAAAAGGCUCAAGAAUUUUACUGGAGUUUCAGCAGAUGACAAUACCGGUUUGAUUGAGAUGGAUUCUGAAUGGUGGGACGAUCGCGAAAAGGUACAUUAGUGUACAUAGUUGAUAUUUAAAAAUCAAUUAACAAACCUUGUUACUGAUAUUUACGUUGUAUUCGUUAUCUUUUGUGUUGUGCAGGAGAUUCAAUAUGCAAAAAAGAUCCGUGAAAAUGGGAUUCCACACAUGGAACUUAUGAGACGGAUAUUUGGACGUCAAGGCAGUAAACCAGAAGCUAUGUACUCAACUCAUGUGCAAGAUGCUGAACAAAAUGAGCAACUGGAUAAAUCAGUUCCAGAAACCCAAGACAACGAUGGAGACCAUACAAAUGAUGUGCAUCACCACUCACAAACCAUUUCACUAGACUCUCCUCCAAGGUCACCUAUUGGUCCAUCAAAGUGGUCAAACAGAAAACAGGCACGUGUUGCUCCAUACGAAAGCGGUCGAGGGAAAGACGUUGCACUCAGCCGCGAGAAGAACAUCCCACGAAGAAGAAAGUCAUUUGAAAAGGAGAUAAAUGAGCAGUUCAAAGAAAUGAUGGAAUUACGUCGUUCUCAAGUUGCAGAAGCAAAAGAGCGCAGAGAAAAAAAUGACGCUCAACCAUUUAAAGAGGCAUAUGAAAUCUUGAAAUCAAUUCAAGGUCUAACAAGGUGGACAGAUUUUUGGUGGGCUUGCAUCAAAGUACUAAAAGAAGAUCCAUUUGCCAGAGAAAUGAUUUUCUACAAUGAGAGUGAUCAUGAUAGGAUUACCUUUUUGGAGGGUUAUACAGGAUAUGAUCUUCAUUGAAAUUUCUCCGGAGAACGUUUCAAGGCUUUGCAACAUUGUCAUGGUGAUCCUUCAAGUGCCAACCCAGAGCAAAACAUCAUAAGACCAACCAUGGAGAGUUACAAGGAUUUUGCUGCCCCAUCUCGUUCAGAACUAAUGUCAUUGUUUGAAGAAGUAGGAUACAAACGUCGAUAUGGGAAAAUGGGUGAUAGGCGGGAAUCGAGUGAGACAAGAAUUAAUCUUGAUGAUUAAAUUUUUAUUUAUAGUUCCUUUUAAUUAGAAUAAAGUAGUGUUUCUUAUUUUAUUUUUUAGAGUUAAUAAAUUAUCAUUUUUAGUAUUUUUAUGAUAGUUAACAUUAUUCUAAGUAUUUUUCAAAUCUUUUAUAUUGUUGCAGGUCAUACGAUUAAAAGAAUUAUAUUCUCGAGGUUUAGAAAAUCUUACAGACGAGGAGCUGCUCGAACUAUAUGAUAUGGAAGAUGACGAGUAUAUAGAUAUGAUUUUACAACCUAUGUGGAGUACUACAAGCGUCAUUUUUCCAAGCAACCAAUGGUAUUUGAACGGGGACUGGGUUGGCGAAAUCUCGAGAAUCAGAUUCGUAAUAAUCCAAACCACUGCAUGAACAUGUUAAUGAUGCAUCCAGAAGCCUUUCAAAACCUAUGCACAACACUGGAGCAACGUUACAGUCUAAAUAGUACCGAUCAUAUCAGUGUUGUUGAGAUGGUGGCAAUAUUUCUCGUUACAUGCGCCCAAAAUGAUACGCAACGGUAUGUUGGAUUGUCUUUUGGUCGUUCCCAAGAGACUGUCUAUCGAAAGUUUCAUGAAGUAUUGGAUGCAGUGGAAAGUCUUGCAUGUGAGUACUUAAAUACUCCAACAAUGGCAUCGCUCCAGAUUUAUCCGCGUAAGUUACGAGAAAACUCAAACUAUUGGCCAUUUUUUAGUGGAUUUAUUGGGGCACUAGAUGGAACACAUGUCAGAGUUAAGGUUGGAGGUAGUGAUGCAGUUGGGUACUGGGAUAGGCAUGGACAAACAAGUUUAAACAUAAUGGGCAUAUGUGAUAUAAACAUGAUCUUCACGUAUGCAUGGCUAGGUGCAUCUGGGUCUACACAUGAUUCAUUGGUGUUGCAAUAUGCAAUAGAUGGAGACCCUAUAUUCCCUAAACCUCCUAUAGGUAAAUACUAUCUUGUUGAUUCUGGAUAUGCUAAUAAGCGAGGAUUUCUAGCCCCAUACAGAGGAAGCAGUAAAGAAAAUAUCAGAUAUCAUCUCUCGGAAUUUGAUGAUGGUCCUCCUAGAAACAAGAAGGAAUUGUUCAAUAAAUGGCAUGCAUCACUUCGCUCAAUCAUCGAAAGAACUUUCGGAGUUUGGAAAAAGAAAUGGAGAAUUCUUGAUAACUUGCCUCGCUAUGACGUCAAGACCCAAAAUAGAAUUGUGCAUGCAACAAUGGUUCUUCACAAUUUUAUCAGGCUUCACAAAAUUCCAGAUGCUGAUUUUGAAGAUAGAAAUAGCAGUGGUCAAGCACAACAAAGACGACGGAUUGAAGAAGAAGAGCUUAGUAGACUUGAAGAAGAAGAAAUAACAACUGAUGGUCAAUACAUGAACAACAUACGAGAUGAGAUUGCAAACAUGAUUUGGAAUGAACAUUUAUAAAAAAAAACAAAUUUUAUUGGAUUUUUUAAUUUAAAGGUCAUGUUAUUAUUAUUGUUAUUUUAUUUUUAUUUUUUAUUUAUAUUAGAAUAAAUAUUAUUAUUCGAUUAUAAUAUUUAGAAAUAAUAUAUGUUGAAAAUUAUUUUUCAAAUUUAAUACUUAUUUAAAACAUUUUUAAAUAUUUAAUGGUUUAUUUGUUUUUAAUAAAUAUAUCACUAUUAAUAUGUUUAUAUAUUCAUUUAUUUUAUUAAGAAAUUCAUACUGCAACUUAUACAUCAAAAAAGUUACCAGUCAAUAGUUUUUAAAAAAUGAUUACUCUUAUUUUUACUGCGAACUUACCACAUAAACUUACAGUUUAUACCACAUCAUUUUUACUGCAAGUUACAUCGAAUUACAAAUCAUACUGCAACUCGGUUUUAAUACUACAUGUCACCAGUCGGAGCAUAAAAGAGAAAACAUUACAGAAAAAAACUUGCAGAACUAUAUCAGUUUACUUCAUUCUCAACUCUUAUCCCCAUUCCGCCCCCAAUCGAUCUUUGAAACAUUUCAAGUUCGUGAAAAUGCAAUUUUGUUUCGAGUUUUGAUUACAUCACAUAAGUGUUAGUGUAAAAUAAAACAGUUUUCUUUCUCAUAUGUAUGUAUAUAUAGAAGAUAGAUAGAUACUCCCUCCUUUCCUAGAUGUUCUAGGUAAAACACGUUUAUUAAAAAAAUUAUUUUUUAUCUAAAAAAAAUUAUUAAAACUAUAAAUUAAAACUAUUCAA